Molecule: messenger RNA, 2444 nt
Organism: Acipenser ruthenus (sterlet)
Lineage: Eukaryota; Metazoa; Chordata; Actinopteri; Acipenseriformes; Acipenseridae
Product: pleckstrin homology domain-containing family S member 1-like
Exons: 13
Coding region: 124-1164 (346 amino acids)
Source: RefSeq, a predicted model, not a curated record
UGACGUAUAAGGAAACUCCUUCAAAGGAUCAGGUUUCACAUAUAUAUAUAGAGCACACUUACUCUGAGAAGAUUUAGCAAUAAAGCACAAACAUAUUAAGACUCACACUUGUACCAAGGGUGAAUGGAUCGCUCAGUCAAAAUGUCUGCUCAAAGGUUGCGAGCUCCAAGCUCAGUGUUUUACAAGGCAGUGGAUGGGGUUGAAGAAAUUAUGAGUGGCUAUUUGGUGAAGUCUCCUCCUUCAGGGCCUUUCUUUUACCAGAAAUCUUGGAAGAGGAGGUUUUUUGUAUUCUGCAAGACCCCUGAUAACGUUCAUCUUCUGAAAUACUGCAAAGAUGAAGAUGACAGAGACAAGCCACUAGGAGGCAUCGACUUGUCUGUCAUUACACUGAUUUUUCCUCAUCCGGACAACCAUAGGAAAUGGAACUGGAUACAGGGGAUGUUUAAAUGCCAGCCUGAUUCAGUGCUUUACAUACGCACCACAGAGAGGGAAUAUUUUCUCAUUGGAGAAAACAAACAGGAUGUGGAUAAAUGGUUCAAUGCCAUAUUCUCUGUGCUGAUGUCAAUUUCGAAAGCAGAACCUUUGAGAAAUACGGAGCAGGAGAGGCAACGAUCCAUGUCUGAGUCAAAUGCAAAAAAAGCAAUGAAUGACCUUACUAAAAAUAGCAGCAUUCAAGAAAAGGGUGCAACCUGUGAAUCAUUUACUGCAGAUGCCAAGCUGAGACGGCAGUCUCUCUCGGAAUCUUACUACAGUGUACCUAAAUCUAGGGUGGACCAACUACCUAAACCAGAACCAACUGAAAACCAUAAUAUGUACAUGCCUAUGGCUUCAGUCAGGCUAAGAAUAGUGGAGGAAGCACUGUCUGACCAAAACAGGGUCUCCACAUCUCCUGCUUCAGGAAACAUUGCUGAUGUCAGAAAUCCACAUGACUUUCACUUAGUUAAGAGAGAAGUACAUGUAAUUCAAGAAAAUCCGAAGAAUCACCUGACCCUUGCAGAGACUGAUAGAAAACCUUGUGUUGCCCACUGGCUGGGUCCAGAUGAUGGAUGUGUGUUCCAUAAAGGAGACCAGAUUAUUGCUGUAAAUGAUCUUGGGACUGACAGUACUAUGGAAAUUCAAACAUGCUUGAGUAAAAAUAACAACGAAGAGAUCCCGAGGACCUGAAUCUUUCAGUGUCGAGCAAUGCUCCUGUGAAUAAGCUGAAGGACCACACCUGACAUGGUAAAGAGCCCUUACAGGACACUGGGUUAGGACUUUCAUUAAAAUGUUAACUACACCUCACAGGGCACUGAACGGACUGUGUAAUUUUUGUAUGUAGAUUGUACACCACCCUCGGGCGAUGGUGGGUGUCAGGGGUCCAAUAAAAAUCUGUUAUAUAUCGAGGGGCGUGAUAUAGCGAGAGACCCACAGAAAAACAAAUAGGCUAACAAAUACUGUACAUUAACCACUCCCUCGUGUUAUCGGAGGUGUCGGGGUCCAGUAUAAAUCCUCUAGGCAAACUGCUUUUUCUCAUUUGUCGUAUAAAAAGCAGCUCACCGUUUUAAUUCGUAGAGCAGAGGGUAAUUGCUUCUCAUCAACUUCAGUCUCUAAUUAAUUUCACAAGUCUUCCUCUCCUUUCUCAAAUGCACAAACUGCAUUGAGAAUCCAUAAACAUAAGACUUGUUCCUAAGGAGCUGACGUCACUGCCCUGUGACUUCCUAAUGCAUUGCUGCCACACGUGAACACCUCGUUGGCUAAAAUAAAAACUGCUUCAGCAAGUAGAUAUUGAAUUUGCAUUGUGUUACUGUGCAUUACGUGUGUAUAUAAUAACAGUACGAUAUUAAUGCUUUGUUUUUAAUUGCUUUGUAUAUUGUUUGUGAUGUGCAGUACGAAAUAAAACGAACAGUAAUUCUUAGUGCCUAUGUAUGUUGAAGCUAAGACAAUGUAAUCGAUGUAUGUAAAUGUGUGCAUUUUCCAGUGGCAUUAUACAGUAGUUUAACUUGUUUUUGUACUUGUUUUCUUUUGCAUACUUUGAAUUAAACAAGCAUGUUGUUGAAAUAGCAACACACCAGUUCCUGUGUCUCAUACAGUACUAUUUCCUUAUGACCUAUGUGUUACAGCCCUUUGUCAUGUUGCUGUCUCCCUUACCUGCUGCCACGUUGAAGAUUCCUGUACUUUAAUUCUAUUCAGUGCACAGCAGAAAGGCAUUGCUCAACACUGAAAUCUGUUUAACAUUUCCCCCCUCAAAAUGACUAAAGCAUGACAUGUGCUCCUUUGGCACAUGCUUCUUGGGCUGUGGAAUGUGGGUGUGAUGAUGGUUUAGCCUAAGAUGUACUGCCAAUAGAGAUUAGCACAGUAAAUGAAGCCAGUUUUUGGGUUUUUUUCUGCACAGAUAUGUGGUUCUGUGUGAAGCAUGUUAAUAGAAUGAAUGUCUCUACACGAGACCCAGACUGCAUGAUGUUCAG